AUGUCUUGUUCAUGGAAGAGUGAAGCAACAUCCGGAGAGCCCAUCUGCCUGUGUGGAGUACCUGCACCUUUGAAGACUUCCUUUACCGAUGAAAAUUUCGGCCGCUUGUUCUACGGUUGUGUGAACUAUGAGGUUGGUCGGUCUUGCGGAUUCUUCCAAUGGAAAGAUUCUGAAAUGUGUGAACAUGCUAGACGAGCAUUGGCUCGUGUGCAACACAGGCACGCUAUGCUGAACAAGGAAGUUGUAGAAUUGAAGGCCAAGCUAGAGAUCGAAGCAAUUCGAUAUGACAUGCAAGUGAAAAUUGCAAAGACAAAUAGCCGAAUUUUGGCAUUUUCUUGGGUUUUUUUUGUUGUCUUCUUAGCUGUGUUUUGGGGCAACUUUUAUGGUGUCAGUCAAGGAUAUAUGUCCUACAAACGGCUACCUUGA
Alnus glutinosa is the source of this 426-nucleotide messenger RNA. RefSeq lists its product as uncharacterized. NCBI's taxonomy places the organism in Eukaryota, Viridiplantae, Streptophyta, Magnoliopsida, Fagales, Betulaceae. Gene Ontology annotation, molecular function: zinc ion binding. The transcript has 2 exons. The record is from RefSeq and is a predicted model, not a curated record. Bases 1 to 426 code for a protein of 141 amino acids.